Molecule: messenger RNA, 4202 nt
Organism: Impatiens glandulifera
Lineage: Eukaryota; Viridiplantae; Streptophyta; Magnoliopsida; Ericales; Balsaminaceae
Product: mediator of RNA polymerase II transcription subunit 33A-like
Exons: 12
Coding region: 103-4086 (1327 amino acids)
Biological process (GO): regulation of phenylpropanoid metabolic process
Cellular component (GO): mediator complex
Source: RefSeq, a predicted model, not a curated record
AAAGCCUUUCUCUCUCUUCUUACACGCAGGAGAGACUAGAGAGAGAGUCACAAACACAGUCUUGUAUGAAGGUAAAUUAGAUCUGCAGGCAGGAAAGCAGCCAUGGCGAAAUCCAUAAAACAUUCAAGUAUGUGGGACAGCGUCCUUGAACUCACCAAGUCGGCUCAGGAUAGUGGAAGUGAAUCCCUCCCAUGGGCGAUUCAACUCUAUUCAUCGCUAACCUCAGCCGGUGUUCCUCUCCCUUCACCGGAGCUAGCCGACUUGCUUGUCUCUCACAUAUGCUGGGAUAACAAUGUUCCUAUCGCAUGGAAGUUUCUUGAUAUGGCACUGAUGAUGAAAAUCGUACCGCCGACGAUUGUCCUAGCCCUUUUAUCAAAGAGGGUAGUUCCUGUUCGGAGGCUCCAUCCUGCAGCAUUCAGGCUUUAUAUGGAAUUGCUUAAAAGACAUGCCUUUUCAUUGUCACCUUAUGUCAACUCUCCUGAUUAUGAGAAGAUCAUGAAAUCAAUUGAUGAUGUUCUUCAUCUUUCUCAGAUCUUUGGUCUUGGGAAUCCUGAACCAGGAAUACUUUUGGUGUUAUUUAUCCUUUCUAUUGUAUGGCAGUUACUUGAUGCAUCAUUGGAUGAUGAAAGAUUGUUAGAACUUACUCCGGAAAAGAAGUCCAGGUGGUUAGCUAUGCCAGAUGAUAUGGACGUUGACUGUCAUGAUAACUUUGAUGAGAAGAGGAGUGAAAAUCGUGAUAGCAUGUACAAAUCAAAUACAAUUAUGGCUAUUCAGUUAGUUGGAGAAUAUUUAAAAAAUAAGGACACUUCAAGAAUUCUUUUCCUUGCCCGAAGAAACUUGCCAUCACAUUGGGACUAUUUUCUAUCAAACAUAAGAGUGCUUGCUGCAAAGUCAUCAAUAUUAAGGAAUAUGAAAGAUAUUACUCCUGAAGGUCUUCUACAAUUAACAUCUGAUACACGUAGGCUACUGCACCGUCUAUGCAAAGCAAAUCCUCAGCAACAGUUGCAUGCAGUACUAUCGUUAGGGGGACAAAUGAUUUCAGCCGGUCAAUGCCAUGGAAUUAGUCGUUCUGCACUUUGGCUUCCUUUUGAUAUUUUUUUAGAAGAUUCUUUGGAUGCAUCGCAAGUGGCAGCUACCAGUGCUGUUGAAGUUCUUACUGGUUUGGUAAAAGCUCUUCGAGCUAUCAAUCAAGCCUCUUGGCAUGAUACAUUUCUUGCUUUGUGGAUUGCAGCUCUACGGCUUGUUCAAAGGGAAAGAGAUCCCAGUGAAGGACCUGCACCUCCUCUAGAUACAUGUUUGUGCAUGUUAUUGUCUGUGACAACACUAGCAAUUUGGCAUAUUGUCGAUGAGGAAGAAACAUCCCUGAUUAAUAAUGCUGAUUGUAGCUCCACAAAUCAAAAGAAAGAGAAACAGGUCCCUGGAAGGUGCAGGAAAGAUUUAGUUUCCAGUUUACAGCAACUAGGUGAUAAUGAAGGCUUGUUGAGUCCACCUCUUUCUGUAGUACAAGUGGCCAAUCAGGCUGUCGCAAAAGCAAUGAUGUGCCUUUCAGGCCCAGCUAUUGGAAGUGGAUACCUUGAUUGUGUUAGCUUAAACGACAUGCCAGUCCACUGUUCUGGAAACAUGAGGCAUCUCAUUGUGGAGGCUUGUAUUGCUAGAAAUCUUUUGGAUACAUCAGCAUAUAUGUGGCCUGGUUAUGUGAAAGGUCGUGCUAACCAGCUACCUCGCAAUCCAGUGGUACAAAUGCCUGGUUGGUCAUCAUUUAUGAAGGGGGGCCCUUUAACGCUUGCAAUGGUGAAUGCCCUAGUUGCAUCUCCAGCUUCAAGCUUAGCAGAAAUUGAGAAAGUAUUUGAGAUUACAAUCAAUGGAUCCGAUGAUGAGAAGCUUUCUGCUGCUGCUAUCUUUUGUGGUGCAUCUCUGACACGUGGUUGGAAUAUACAGGAACAUAUCAUGGUUCUGAUUACAAAGAUGCUGCAGCCUCCUGUUCCAAUAGAUCAUACUGGGAGCGAGAGCCAUUUGAUACGUUAUGCUCCAUUUUUGAAUGCUCUUCUCAUUGGGAUAUCAUCUGCAGAAUGUGUGCAGAUAUUUUCGUUACAUGGCGUGGUUCCUUCACUUGCUGGCACUCUGAUGCCGAUCUGCGAGGUAUUUGGAUCUUGUGCACCCACAUUCUCAUGGACUCUUCCUUCAGGGGAGGAAAUAUCUUCAUAUGGCAUCUUCUCCAAUGCAUUUACACUCCUCUUAAAACUGUGGAGAUUUGAUCGACCACCUAUUGAACAUGUUAAUGGAGAUGUUGCUCCAGUUGGAUCUCAGCUAACUCCCGAGUACCUUCUGCUCGUAAGAAAUGCACAGCUGGCAUCCUAUGCAAACACACUAAAGGAUAAAAAUAAAAACAUGAAACUAACGAAACAUGCAACUCCAACAUCACUGGAACCAAUAUUUAUGGACAUUUUUCCUAAUUUGAAGCGCUGGUAUCGCCAACAUCAAGAAUGUAUAGCAUCAACCUUAUCGGCUUUAGUAAAUGGCAGUCCAGUGCAUCAGACUGUUGAGGGUCUGUUAAACAUGAUGUUCAAAAAAGCUAAUAGAGGUGGUGGUGGUCAGCCACUUUCCACAACAUCUGGUAGUACCAACUCAAGUGGAUCUGCAGUUGAGGAGGUUCCUCUUCAACUUCAAUUGCCUGCGUGGGACAUUCUAGAAGCAACUCCCUUUGUUCUUGAUGCUGGGUUGACAGCCUGUGCUCAUGGUAGAUUGUCUCCACGUGAACUAGUGACAGGUCUAAAGGAUUUGGCUGAUUUUCUCCCUGCAUCGAUGGUUACCAUAGUGAGUUACUUGUCCGCUGAGGUGACUCGUGGUAUCUGGAAACCUGCCUCUAUGAAUGGCACUGAUUGGCCAAGCCCUGGUGCCUAUUUGUCUACUGUUGAACAACAGAUUAAGAAAAUUCUGGCUGGUACUGGUGUUGAAGUUCCAAGUCUUUCUGCAGGAAGUUCUCCGACAACUCUUCCAUUGCCUUUGGCUGCUCUUGUGAGCCUGACGAUAACCUAUAAACUAGACAAAGCCAGCGAACGAUUACUCUUCAUGAUUGGUCCGGCUUUAGACAGCCUGGCAGCUGGUUGCCCUUGGCCAUGCAUGCUCAUCAUUUCCUCACUGUGGGCCCAGAAAGUUAAGCGUUGGAGUGACUUCCUAAUCUUCUCUGCUUCCAGAACAGUCUUCCAUCACAACAACGACGCAGUUCAUCAGCUCCUCAGAAUCUGUUUCAAUUCCACUCUUGGUAUAAACUCUUCCCUAACUUCCAGCUGCGGCGGCGUGGGAGCCCUUCUGGGCCACGGAUUCGGUUCCCACUACACGGGAGGAAUGUCUCCGGUGGCCCCAGGAAUCCUGUACCUAAGAUUCCAUCGAACGCUCAGAAAUGUAACGUUUGUAACAGAAGAAAUCCUGGUUCUUCUAAUGCGAGCGGUGAAGGACAUCGCAACUAGAGGAGGAGGAGGGCUGGCUACGGAUAGAACGGGCAGAAGAAAAACGAAGCUUGGGAUGCGAUACGGUCAGGUCUCGCUGACGGGGGCUUUGUUACAUGUAAAGGUGGCUGCUUCUUUGGGGGCUUCGUUAGUAUGGGUGGCGGGUGGGUUAAGCUUGGUGCAGUCUCUGAUCAAAGAGACGUUGCCAUCGUGGUUUUUAUCGAGUCAAGGAGCCGAAGAUGGAGAUUUGUUGAUAGCGAUGCUGAGAGGGUACGCACUCGCAUAUUUUGCGGUUUUGUCGGGGACUUUUGCAUGGGGGAUUGAUUCAGUAGCGGCGGCCUCCAAACGGAGGAGGAAUAUUUUACGGACUCAUUUAGAGUUUGUGGCUAGCGCUGUUGAUGGGAAGAUAUCAUUGGGGUGCGACAGUACGACGUGGCGGGCUUAUGUGUCGGGGUUUGUGAGUUUGAUGGUGGGGUGUACGCCAACGUGGAUGUUGGAAGUUGACGUGGAGGUGUUGAAGAGGGUUAGUAAAGGCUUGAGGAAAUGGAAUGAGGAUGAGUUGGCGUUGGCUUUGCUGGCGAUUAGUGGUGUAGAUGCCAUGGGGGCUGCUGCUGAGCUGAUUGUUGAUGCCAAGUUUUAGAAACCUUUUUUUUUUUUACUACGAUUGUAUCAUUUGUGACUUGAAUUUUUAUGGAGAAUGGUAAUAUAUACAUUUUUUUUUGGUAUAGUUGAAAGUAAAUUAAAUGAUCUUCUAAA